AGAUCUCGAUAUCAAAAGAAUAGUGCAUAACAUCAGCAGCCUAUUAAUGAAAAAAAUCAAAGCGGUACACUGAAGUUUAAGAACUUUGACUGACAGGUAGAAGCGGUUACAUCGGGAUGUGAUGAAAAACUGUGUAUUCGAAAUAUUAGGAGACUUCUGAAUUUCUUUCGCCAGGUAGGGUCAUUGGAUUAACAGGAUGUUUAAACUUUUAUAAAUUAUAAUGAGACGUGUAGGAAAAUUGAACCAACCAUUACCUAUUUGAGCUCAAAUGUGGAAAAAAGUAACCAAAAUGAGAGUUAGGACAACAAAAAUUUCAUCAAAGUGUGUCUUAAAACUAUUCCUUAUCUUAACUUUUGCUGUGUUUUUACCUAUAAUGUUACCGUCGCUAAGGAAAGGAAACACUCGAAUCGUGGGUAGGAGAUCAACCAUGCAAGAUGUUAUGAAAGAUAUUAAGCUGGAACUAAAAAAGCCUUUGUCUGUACCAAUUAAAACGAAAGAAAUGCAGAAUAAAGUGUUUUCUAUUGCAAACUUUCCAUUUCUUAAUUUCACUUCUUUUAGUUUGGAACCAAAGACAGAUUGCACAAACUUGCAGCUGAUAGCAUUAAUCCAUUCUUCACCCUAUCACUUUGAACGUCGUGAAACGAUACGGCGAACAUGGACAAACCAAUCUUACUUUUCAGUGUUUGGGCCUGUAAAAAGGAUUUUUCUUUUCGGGACAGUCGAUAACGAUCAAUUGCAAAAAGCUAUUUCAACUGAACAUCAUAUUUGUGGUGAUAUUUUGCAAGGCCAGUUCAUAGAUAAUUACUACAAUUUAUCAUUUAAUACUAUGACUGGAUUAAAAUGGAUUAUAAACAGAUGUGAUAAUGUUCAAACUGUGAUGAAAGUUGAUGAUGAUAUUGUUAUUAAUAUGUUUAGACUUCUCAACAAUACAGUUUUAACUUUAGUUAAAAAAUCAAGACAAGUUUUCUGCCGUUACAGCAGAGGUAAUAUCUUUCGAAACCCUAAGUCCAAAUGGUAUUUACCUGACAGCUUAUUUGCAGGAGAAACAAAAUACCCUAGUUACUGUGAAGGUAAACUUGUUUUAAUGACGUUUGAUAUCAUACCGUCUUUGUAUAAUGUUGCGUUGAAUACGCCAUAUUUUUUCAUAGAAGACGUGUUCAUGUAUGGUUUAGUAAUGAACAAAAUAGAAGGAGUAUCAUUUCUACAAUUAAAAUGGGGUUCUGAUAUGAUGCUUAAUGGUUCUGCGGCAAGGACAUGUCUUAUGAAAAAGAAACACAAUUGCAGCGUUUACGUAGCAGGCGUGUCGUCCGAUGAAGAAAUGGAAGAAUUGUGGUUUCUCUUUAGACAAUAAUUCAUGUUAAAUCACCUCUUUAAUUAAGCAUUUUGUAUGUACGCAUGAUCAAUUUUAUACUGAAUUUCAAUUCCAAACACUUUCAAAUAUAUUAAAAAGAACAUUUGAAUAUCAGUAACGUUGGAAUUUAGUUUUAGAAUAUUAUUGACAGUUUUUUGGGGGGAACUGUGAUUAAAGUACUAAGUCAGUUCAUUUACAAGAACUCGUUUCAAGAAUUUCGAAUGGGUUUUGAAAACUCUUCUGAAACAUUUCUUUACAAAUCAAGAAUAGUUAUGCUCCGUUUUGGAACAUGAAUUAUGGAGGAUAAUAGUUUACCAAAAUGCUAGCAAUAGGUCUAGGAAAGGCAUUAUAGUUAUUCGCUGAUGGAAUUUUCCGUGCAAUCUCUAUUGUAAACUUUCCUGAGACGGUCUUUUAACUCGUUUCUUUUACGAUUGUUCGUGUGAUCGUGCAAUCAAAUGAUAUCUAAACGGGAAACAAGAAUCCAGAAUCGUUCAAUCUAUAAAAGCUUCUUGGGAGUUCCCAAUAAGUGGAUUGUUCACCAAAAAUAACAAUCACCAAUGCCGCAGUCUAUUCUUUAACAGUAAAAUAGAUUUUUCUUUACAAUGAUUAAAAUGUAAUGUGCUCAUGUAAAUAACUGUUUGAUGUUAUGUGUCUGUCAGAUGUUGAUCAGUCUUAAAUAUUCACUGAGAAUUGAUUAUUUAUUAACUGAAAACAUAUCAUUGAUUCCUACCUUGAAGGUCAAGAUCACACUUACAGGUCAGAGGUCAAGUCAGUCAGCUAUUAGCCUUAUUGUAAAUGUGACAUGCAUGAAGCACUUUUUUUAGCAGAAAUAAUUGUACAACAAUAUUGUGGUCAAAGUGUCAGGGUCACAUAUAAGGGUCAAAGGUGGUGCCUGAUUCAGUUAAAAUAAUAAUGCACAUCAUCACCUUUGUAAAAUCAGAUAUUCUGAAAAUUGAUUAGAAAAGUUUCAAGGAAUAUUUUCCAAAAUUUGCUCAUUGUACAUGUAAUUAUGCAUGAAACAUUAUAUAUAGACAGAAAACAAUUUUUAUAUACCAGCUUAACAAAGCCAUUUAUAUUUAGUUUAAAGUAUAUGCGAGGAAGAGUGUAAUAAUAUCCGCUGACUAAUAUGCAUAUAGAUAUAUGUGUGGGUAAAACGUCAGUGAAAUGCUAAUUUGGUCAGUGACAGUACAUGGAAUUUCAUUUGUCCUUGUUGAUGGUAUCUUUAUCUCUGGGAAGGACUUUAAUGCAUCUUUGUUGAUUGUCUGAUUUUCUGGUAGACAAAGGUCUGACGCUUACUUCGCGUCUAUAUGGCACCUGUUACAGACCUUACAAGCUAUAUUGCUAUGUACCGAAUAAUAUUUUCAGUGCAAAAUGAUUUCCUAAGAGAUUUUGUUUUCAAUUUUAUUAUCUACAUUGGUAUGUCUAAAUGAAAAGGAAGAGCCAAACUUGAAUAUGAGCAAUAAUUGAACAGUUCAUCUACUUGUCCAAAUCUUUAUGUCUAGAUUAUUAUGCCUAUGCUCACCCCACACCCUUCCCCAACCUUUCCUUUCAAUGGAGAAGGUGUAUAUUGCUUCUGUCAGACGGUAGAAAGUCCUGUUACUGAUCAAUAACAAGAAAAUAAUUGUGUCUACAGUACUGAAACUUUAUAGGACGAUUGACUGUCGUCAGAAGCUCACAUUUAUUGUAUUUUUGUGUAUCAAGGUCAAAGUGGUAUGGAGACUGAAACAAAAAAAAACAUUUCUAAUAGCUGAAUUAGAUAACUAAUCAGACAUAAAUUUUAAACAUUUACACGUUGAAUGCGAAUGUCUUUUCUCACUUUAAUGUCGAAAAUACGAUGUAGA
This is a messenger RNA of Mercenaria mercenaria, 3192 nucleotides long. RefSeq names its product beta-1,3-galactosyltransferase 5-like. The coding region runs from base 269 to 1351 and encodes 360 amino acids. The record is from RefSeq and is a predicted model, not a curated record. Gene Ontology annotation, cellular component: membrane. NCBI's taxonomy places the organism in Eukaryota, Metazoa, Mollusca, Bivalvia, Venerida, Veneridae. The transcript is spliced from 2 exons. Gene Ontology annotation, molecular function: hexosyltransferase activity.